CUUUUUCAUUCUCUUACUCCCUCCAUAUCAGAAUAGCACAGAGCGGUGUCCGUGAUGGGAUGCAAGAAGCCAAUGAGAUGAGGAUCCGAUAGUAGACGCAAAUUGUUGUGAAAACACUGCAAAAUAUGAAACUACUUAUUUGCCGAGGAGUAAGUCACAGAAUGCAACUUGGGAAUUGGCACCCUUCACCGGAAUUGUGAUGCUGGAUCUCUACAGUGGGAACAUGUCUAUGGAAGCUAAAUAACUUUGCUUUAGAGAAGUUGUUUUAACAAAGGUACACCAACGCAAGGCAUUCCGUUAUUGGAAAUCAUCGCUUGUUGUACUGUAACUGUGAAACGGACCACUUUCUGUAACUACUGAGCUGAAAGAAGCACAUUCAAAAGCAAACCCCUGAACAAAAUCAGCAUCGACAAACGUCAAAAGAUGAGCUCAUAUUUCGUCAACUCUCUCUUCACUAAAUAUAAAAGCGGAGACACGCUACGGCCGAACUAUUACGAGUGCGGUUUUGCGCAGGACCUGGGGACAAGACCCACCGUCGUGUACGGUCCAGGCACCGGGGCCACUUUCCAGCAUGCUCCUCAGAUUCAGGAGUUUUACCACCACGGCGCGUCGACGCUCUCCGCAGCCCCUUACCAGCAGAGUCCCUGCGCCGUAACUUGUCACGGCGAGCCGGGUAACUUCUACGGUUAUGAUGCUCUCCAAAGGCAAGCUCUUUUUGGUGCUCAAGACGCCGACUUGGUGCAGUAUAGCGACUGUAAGCUCGCCACGGGGGGCAUCGGCGACGAGACGGACAACACGGAACAGAGUCCGUCGCCCACACAGCUGUUUCCUUGGAUGCGACCUCAAGUAGCUGCCGGACGGAGGCGAGGUCGCCAGACAUACAGCCGCUAUCAGACGCUGGAACUCGAGAAAGAGUUUCUCUUCAAUCCCUACCUGACACGCAAGCGACGGAUUGAAGUAUCACACGCUUUGGGACUGACCGAACGACAAGUCAAGAUCUGGUUUCAAAACCGCCGCAUGAAAUGGAAAAAAGAAAACAACAAAGACAAAUUUCCAAGCAGCAAGUCUGAACAGGAGCAGAUCGAAAACGAAAAACGGGAGAAUGAACAGGCGUCCGGGGCACAGUCAGCCGAAGAAGACUGCGACAAGGCAAAACAAAUGUAGAACGGAUGUGUGAGCGUUGUGUGUGAGCGCGCGCGUGUGUGUUGAGGGAGCAAUCAAAAGAAUAAAUAGGGAAACAAAGCAGACAAUGAUGAAAAGAAUAAGAGUGUUUGCAUGGGAGGUUUGUCUCUCAGAGACAACUUGAGUCGUUACAUCUUGGUAACACGAUGAAGGAACAUAAAAAUGACUGGGAAUAGAAAAAUGACUGUAAACCUAAAAUGCUGAUGACAGAACUUCAGGACGACGAAGGACCCGAAUUUCUACUUUCUACCUGAUGUUCAGAGAGUGUGAUAGUAUUAAAACUAAUCUCCUUUCUUUGUGGAAUAAUUAUCGUGAAACUCAUGUUUCUAUUGUUAGGAUAUUGUCAUUAACAAUUACCUUGGCAGCUGUAUAGUUUUUAAGUUAAAUGGUGCACUUUUAACUGUUCUCACUUAUAUGUUAUGAUGUUUAUGUAGUGAUGACUUCCAACAACAUGAAACUGCCUAUUUAUGCCGUAGAAUCUCUUUUUACACGUAUUUGGUUCUUCUCAAAUCGAUGGUAUUUUGUUGUCUUCCUUUCCUGGGGUAAGCAUGCGCACAGUGGAUUAUAAAAAUGAAUAAAACAUAAUAAAAAUAAUUUAAAAAUGUCAUGUGACCCAUUGUUUACUAAAAUGUUUUUUGUUUGUUCACAAUUACUGGUGAAGUAGCAUACUUCAUGGCGACGACUAUAUGGUUUGUUGACUUUCGUAAAUGUGUGAAAUGUCUAAAACUGGAAGAAGCGGAAGAAAAUGG
Molecule: messenger RNA, 1931 nt
Organism: Triplophysa rosa
Lineage: Eukaryota; Metazoa; Chordata; Actinopteri; Cypriniformes; Nemacheilidae
Gene: hoxb8a
Product: homeobox B8a
Exons: 2
Coding region: 424-1164 (246 amino acids)
Biological process (GO): regulation of transcription by RNA polymerase II
Cellular component (GO): nucleus
Molecular function (GO): RNA polymerase II transcription regulatory region sequence-specific DNA binding; DNA-binding transcription factor activity, RNA polymerase II-specific
Source: RefSeq, a predicted model, not a curated record